Messenger RNA from Drosophila navojoa, 887 nucleotides. RefSeq names its product Riboflavin kinase (gene Rfk). NCBI's taxonomy places the organism in Eukaryota, Metazoa, Arthropoda, Insecta, Diptera, Drosophilidae. Gene Ontology annotation, molecular function: riboflavin kinase activity. Gene Ontology annotation, cellular component: mitochondrion. Gene Ontology annotation, biological process: FMN biosynthetic process; riboflavin biosynthetic process. The record is from RefSeq and is a predicted model, not a curated record.
CAGCCAUGCUAACAGCUGAUUGCGACCUCACGGUUUCGCUUAUAAUACGAGCAGCAAUGGCAAGUUCAACAGUUUUACAACGCACUCAAGGCCAAAUCUGGAAAUUCAAUAAGGCGCAUUUCAUCAAACCACAAACCAAAGUACUUCCCUUGUAACAUUAACUAACAAAUAUGAUACACAAAUUACCUAUCUACGUCAGCGGUGAAAUCGUUCGUGGAUUUGGUCGUGGCUCCAAGGAGCUAGGUAUUCCAACAGCAAACUUUUCACUGGAUGUGGUAAAGUCUCUACCCGAAUCCCUACAAACUGGAGUUUACUAUGGGUGGGCCAAAGUAAAUGACAGCGAAGUGUACAAAAUGGUACUAAGCGUGGGAUGGAAUCCUUUCUACAAUAACAAGGAAAAGAGUUUAGAAACGCACAUUAUGCAUAAAUUCGACUGUGAUUUGUAUGGCCGCACAUUAAAGAUCUGCAUUGUUGGAUAUCUGAGACCGGAACAAAACUUCAAGUCUCUAGAUGACUUAAUCAAGGCUAUAAAGUCGGAUAUAGAAAAAGCAACAACAUUACUCGACACGGCAGAAAAUCAGAAACUACAACAUGCUCCUUUCUUUUCAACGAAACAUUAAAACUCCCAUUGAUUGCGAUCGACAAGUUGAUUAAAUUUUAUCAUUCAGGUACUUAAAAGACGCAAAGUUCCAAGAUUCACGUACUUGAUAGAAAAUAGAACUUAUUUAAAACAAAUUUCGAUUUUGAGUUAAAAACAAUUAGUUCUGUGACGAAGCUUGAUUGAUUAAUUUGCAGCGGCACGUCGGAAAACUUAAGUGGAGGUACUUGACUACUAAAUGCCCUAUGAUAGAUAAUUUUUGAAUAUGUGAUUAGCCACUUAACAAACU